Messenger RNA from Trypanosoma grayi, 735 nucleotides. RefSeq lists its product as hypothetical. The record is from RefSeq and is a predicted model, not a curated record. The transcript has a single exon. NCBI's taxonomy places the organism in Eukaryota, Euglenozoa, Kinetoplastea, Trypanosomatida, Trypanosomatidae. The coding region runs from base 1 to 735 and encodes 244 amino acids.
AUGCUGCAGGAGCAGUCGAGGGAUCUCGCGAAGCUGAUGAUGCAUCGUGCAAGCGCACCAACAACAAAACCGAGCAUAGUAGCAAAUGCAGCAGAAGCAACAACGCCACAGACCCUACCGAGUGUGAUGGAGCACUGCAGCAGCCCCAAAAAGGGGGGACUCGUGAAGGCGGGCAGCGGCUGCCUCGAUGACGCAGAGGCGUCACCAAAGAGCGCCGAGGGACUCUCUUCUGGAGCGGAGCAGCACGACAUUUCGCCAUUACACCCGCCCCCGCCAAUGGAGCUGCAGGCGCGCGAGUCGGCGGUGUGUGCGACUCCAAUUGCUGUUGCCGCCGGCGCCACGCUGACGGAUCAGAAAGAACAGCAACAGCAGUAUCACUUGCUGCCCGCUACAGUGGCGCUUCCAGCAGAGGUUGUCCACCCGGCGGUGGUAGAGACGACGCUGAUGGAGGAGCGCAAGCACCUGGAGGGGCUGAGGGACACGCUCGAGGAUGUGCGCCGACUCUACAUUACGCUGCGCUGCGCGCGUCGGAACAUACCGGAGGCGCUGCCCAACAAAGACAACGACGACGACGACAACAACAACCACAAGAAUGCCAAUGCAAGUAAAAACAACAAAAACACAAACAACAACUAUACACCGCUCUCACCACGCAAGUCCACCGUGCUCACGGUGGAAACGUAUCCGGAGACGAGGGCGGAUAACGCUGACGCCGAUGGUGCAGCGAAAGAAUAG